Molecule: messenger RNA, 918 nt
Organism: Saccostrea echinata
Lineage: Eukaryota; Metazoa; Mollusca; Bivalvia; Ostreida; Ostreidae
Product: pseudouridine-5'-phosphatase-like
Exons: 5
Coding region: 1-699 (232 amino acids)
Molecular function (GO): phosphatase activity
Source: RefSeq, a predicted model, not a curated record
AUGGCUGCGCCCAUGACCAAGCCGGUGACACACGUCGUGUUUGACGUGGAUGGUGUUUUAAUAGACACAGAACAUUUAUAUACUGACAUUGUUCAAGGGAUUGUGGGUCAGUAUGGGAAGACAUUUACAUUGGACAUUAAAGUCAAACAGAUGGGCAGGAAGGAGCCAGAAUCAGCAGCCAUUGUUAUAGAGGCCCUAGAUUUACCACUGACUGUGGACCAGUAUCUAAAAAUGGCCCAUGAACAACAAGAGAAAUUGUUUCCUUCUGUUGAAGUAAUGCCAGGAGCAGAACGACUAGUCAAACAUUUACACAAACAUGGAGUUCCUAUUGCCACUGCCACUGGUUCUCAUACACAGAGUUUUGAAUUAAAAACAUCCAAUCACAAAGAUUUAUUUUCUUUGUUUCAUCACUGUGUUCUGAGUGGAGAUGACCCGGAGUGUAAACAUGGCAAGCCAGCACCAGAUUGUUUCUUACUGGCUGCCAAAAGAUUUCCUGACAAUCCAGAACCCAGUAAAGUGUUGGUGUUUGAGGAUGCUCCUAAUGGUGUGGAGGCAGCCCAUGCAGCAGGGAUGCAAUGUGUGUGGUUACCGCACAAAGGAAUAGAUAUACAAACACAUAGACACAUGGCUACACUGGUGCUAGACUCACUAGAGGAAUUCAAGCCCGAGAUGUUUGGACUGCCUCCAUUUGACAGUUAAUCAACAAAGUCAAAUUAUUUAGUUAUUUAAUAGCAACGUUUUAGUUAUCCAAAUUGCAAUGAAAAUAGCUAGUGCCUUAAAUAGCUAGUAAAAAUGAAAUAAGUUAUUUUGAGGUACUAGUGCCAUAACUAUAUAAUAAGUGUAUGUAAAGUGGUAGAUAUAUAUUUAUUCAAGAUUUCAUGAGAAUGAUAGUGAUUAUUUUUUAUCUCGGAUUUAUUU